GGAUCCGACUGAGAGAACCCUCUGGUUUGGAGUUGAAAGGUGUUUAUUUAAGUGACCUCAUACAGACGUGAGAUCAUGACUUUAUGGACGGGUUAUAACAUUUCUCUCUUUUUUUGGCUUGAUCAAGAAGUUUUUGGACUCUUCCUCAACUGAAGGAAUGUCAGUGACUUGACUCCUAAAGAGGGAAACUUCCAUCGAGCCAUUUUCAGUUAGACGGUUUUCACAUCUCGGGUAGAAAAUUAGAAAAAUCAGCAACACUCGGAGCAGUGAAGGGGAUGAAAAGCUCCACCCUGUUCCUAUGUUACGGCAAAGUGGCCGCAGCUUUCUCCCACCUCAUGUUAUCUGUAUGAGUCAACAGAGAGUGCAUCAGAUAAGAGCAGGGGACACGACGAGUCGGACCAAGCAUCCAUUGAUUUGUACGAGUGCUAAGCUCGAUGGAUGUGCAUCAGAAGAGAGAGUUUUCUGUUCUGGACGUCGGGAAGCUGCAGGAGGAAGUUAUCAACGCAUUGUAAAUCACAUCUCAGUGAGUGCAUCUGGGUCUCUCCAGCCGUGACACAAAAUGACAUCAUCACUACUGGCGGCCAAUUUCACCCAGGAGUGGGUGGAGUGUCUGCGGGGGUGGCACAUGGAGUAUUUUUUCAUCCCGACCAUAGUCGUCACCCUGGCCACCUUGCUGGCCAACCCGGUCCUCCUGUCAUGCAUCUUCCUGUCCCGUGCCUUGAGGCGGGAGACGCGCUACCUGCUGGUGGCCAACACCCUGAUGGCCGACAUGCUCUUCCUCAUCCUCAACCUGGCCAUUAUGAUCUGCAACGCCGUCAGUGCUCAGGUCCCCUGGGUCGUGUGUGGGCUGUUCACAGCCGUCACUGUCACCGCCUACUGCUGCACCGUCCUCACCAUCACCCUCAUGGUGGUGGACACCUAUGCUGCUGUCCGCUGGCCUCUCCGCUACCAUGACCUUCUUCCUCCCGCCCGCACCCACCGCAUACUGGUGGGGGUGUGGGUUCUGGCAGCCGUGUACCCCUUCACUCUGAUGAUCAUGAUGGAGGUGGGGAGGGGAAAUUCCGAUGAGGAUUUGGCUGUUUGUCUAGUUCUCGUCUCUCUGGGUCUCAUUCAGGUCCAGAACGUGGUAGCGAUCCACGUCUACUUCUUCGUUACCGCGCUCUUCUGUGCUUUGCUCAUUUUUUACUGCUACAUUCGACUCUACAUGGUAACAAGGACCCAUGGCAUCUGGGAGAGUCGCUUCUCCAGGGCGCGGGUCACCCUGCUGGCCCACGGGGUUCUGCUCCUGCUCUACUUCACCCCCGGCUUUGUCUUCAUCGUGGAGCUCUUCCUGUUCCAGAGGAAGGAGAUUAGUCAAGAUCUUCGUGUGUGGGUCAGCACAGUCAACAUGUGUGUUUUCAUGUUGCUGCCCAGAGCGUUUGCGCCGUACCUCUAUGGGCUGAGGUACAGGGAGAUCUCUGACACUCUGAUGCAGCUGCUGCAUCGACACAGGGGACUCAGCCAGCACUCAGCAUCAUGAAGGACUCAUCAGGACUGUUCUCACAUUUCUACAGUGGCAUUACUGAUGUGAUAUCUGUAUUUUACAUGUUUUCCCUGCAAAGACAUUACGUAGGAUUUCUCAGUAUGGCCCCACCACCCUAAAGUUUUCUGACUAGCCUCAAUUUGAUCUUAGUUAUCAUUUUGUUUACCUAAAACAGUCAAACUUGAAAUACGUGACUAAUAACCACAAGUUAUACAAAAGCAAUUAUAGAAAACAAAAUAUUAAACUCAUCUUCAGGUCAUAUCAAGUUCGAAAUACUCAAUAACUCUCAACAUGACCUCGUUGUUGCCUCGCCCAGUUAUUGUCAUUAUGAAAUAAUUAGUUGUUCGUUCUUAUCUUUCUUUGAUUUAGAUAAUACAUACAUACCAGUGAAACGUGAAUCAGUAAAUCGACAUCCCUGCCAAAUCAAUGUUCAACUAUCAUCUGGUUAGGAUUCAUUAAUCUUUUUGUUUGUGAUUGACACUUCUUUUACCGCUGUGGUGGGCCAAAUAAAAACAAGUUGAUAUUGCUUGCUAGUUUUUUGAAAAUACACCUGUGUCACUCAGCAGAGCAGAAACCCCCACCAAGGCCCAACAGUCUCCUUAUGAAACCACAUUUAAAUUCACUACCUUCCAAUUUGUAUUUUGGAUCUGCACCAAAUUACACACAUUCAUCAGUGUCCUAAUAACAAGAUCUAUUAACAAUUCUCUGAGAAAUCAAGGAAUAUGUAAAAACGUCCUACAUCUCACAAUGUUAAAGAGAGUGGGGGAAAAGUCCUGGAUCCUCCUGAGCUGGAUCCAUCCCAAAAUGUAAUGUAAUGGUUCCUUGGAUCAACCCUUUAACAAAUAUGGAAAUUGUUUGAGUGGUUUUUGCAUAAUCCUGCCGACAAACAUACGCAAGCGAAGACACCACCUCCUUGGCGGAGGUAAUUGUACAAACCAAAUAUGUGUUCCAUCAUCAUUAUGUAGUGUUAAAGCCACGAAGCCUCCGUUUUAUGGCUGCAGUAACAAAGCACUUAACUCCACUUGCUUUAAAAGCCUUGUGUUCUAAAAGGGGAUCUCCAUCAUUGACAAAUGUUUAAUUGACUUGGCAGGUGACGGAAAGAGGGACUUCCCUUAUUUCGGAAGGUGCCGUGAAUGUAGACAUUAGUAAACAGGGCUGAAAGGCCUGAUGUCUCUUCUGUGUCUCGGUCUCACCUGUAACUGGUGCAACAGGUCAAUGCAUUCUUCUGUCCACUGGGCUGCGUCACUGCUCUUUCCUACAACAAACACAAGAGAAGUGUGUUGCCUGGCUCCAAGUCCCCAUGUCCCCCAACCCUCAGUUCAUUUUUACAUCUGCAGGUGGAGCAGAUGUACAAACAACUGCUACUGAUAAUUUGUUAAAAUUUCCACAGUACUGUGAUAAUAAUGAAAAACAUUAGGAAAUAGAACAUUUUGGGAACUGUGGGGUUUAUUGUUCAACCAUUUGUAAUGUUACAAACCUCAACCGCUGGCCUCACUGCUCAUUGUAAACUGUCUAAUUAUAACUACUAACAAUUAAUUCAGUAUUAAAGAAAAAUUAUAAAAAAAUAAAUUGUAACAGCCAAAAUGUAAUUAGUUUUUUUCUUCACCCAUAGUCCCAUGAUCCUUCCAAGCUUUUGUGUUUGUAAUCCUGCUAGCCAACCUAUGAAUAGUGGUGAAAACAUAACCCCACUUGGCGGAGGUAAUAAUUAUACACGUCUGAUUUAUCUCUGUAUUGUUCUGACUGAUUUGCCGGAUCCCUGUGAAAAGGUUUGCUCUUUCCAACGAAGCUAACCUUCCUCAUGGUUGUCUCUGAUUACACCGUUUAGUUCUGGGGAACUUGGUCAUCCAGGUUCCCGGAGGCCAAAACAUCAAUCAUUUUGCCGUUUAUGCAAAAGUUCUUCACCUUUUCUGUGUUUCCUCAUUUCGGUUUGGCUGCUUUGUCAUUGUCCAGUGUCUCAAAUUGAGGAUGUUCCAGAUAGUGUUGAUUACAGCUGGUGUUGAAAGUCCUUCCACUGUUCUUGUUUGACCAUAGAGUUAAGAUUGAUCAAAUGCACUUCUUACAGAUCUUACCAAAUAACAAUAAACAGGUUCUAACUCAUCAAGGAUGCUGCAGCCAGAGCGGCAAGUGGAACUAAACAAUAGAGCAGGUUUCCUGUAUUGACAACACUUCCUGGCAGCUGGUUCGUUGUAGAAGGGAUUUUAAAGUAUUGUAAGGCCCCAAAUGGUUUGGCUCCCAGAUACAUUGUUGACCUGCUCAUGACUUCAGCCCAGCCAGAUCCUUCAGGUCAUCAAGCAAGGGCCCCCUCAAAGUAUCAUGUAGGGAGCAUUUAGUUACUAUGGUCCUUCUCUCUGGAACAAACAGCUGUAAUAGAAAUGUACAUAUCCCAUGUAUUCGGAUGGCGUACUGGGACCUAGCCUCAAGGAGAAGGCAGCAUGUAACCCAGCGAGUGUUUAGGAUGAGAUAAUAUGAACCCACCAGAUGGUAUAAAACAAUGCUAUUUAUUCCCGUUUCCCAUUCGCUCACUCUCACAUCUCUAAAUGUGUUUGUGUGUAUCUCUGCAGGUGUUGAAUUAAACCACAGAAAGAUCAGUGUUGACUUUGCUCUUUAUUCAACUGAAAUUGGCACCACUAGGCCUGAUGGCCUAUGGCAACCUUGUCCUCUUUCAAAAGCAAACUUUUUUUUCUAAUCCUUAGUUAGUAUAAACGUGUGUGUCUGUGUUUGUAAAUGCUGUACUGGGAAUAUUGUAAAUCAUGUAUGUGUAUACUUGCUGGAUGGUUGGCUGGAGUGUCUGUAUGUGUUCUCAUUUGUCUAAUAGUUUCUAUAUUUAGGUUAUGAGUCGAUUGACCCAGUGGAGGUGGGUGGGACAGAGGACAACCAGUCCCACCCCCUGCAGGACACCAUCACAGCACUUGGCAGCCCCGUCAGCAACACACUGAUCCACCCUGAGUGUCUGAAGGGGAGGUAUCGCAGGUCGUUCCCACACUGGACUGCCACUUAAUACUUCCCAACUGGGCAAUAGUCCCUGUACUAUACUCAUUUGUAAAAUUGUCUGUGCCUUAUAAACUGUUAUAUGCAAUAUAUUUACUGUUCAUAUUCUGACAUAUUAUAUUUCUUUACACUGUAUAUACUGGUCGAGUCACAUUUCUAUUUUUUUAUAUAUAUUGUUGUAUAUUUCUAUUUCUUUAUAUUCCUUCACCCAAGUACUGUGUGCUACUUAUGUGAUGUCUUCUGCUGCUGUA
Messenger RNA from Platichthys flesus (European flounder), 4761 nucleotides. RefSeq names its product probable G-protein coupled receptor 148. The record is from RefSeq and is a predicted model, not a curated record. Gene Ontology annotation, biological process: G protein-coupled receptor signaling pathway. The transcript is spliced from 2 exons. Gene Ontology annotation, cellular component: membrane. Gene Ontology annotation, molecular function: G protein-coupled receptor activity. NCBI's taxonomy places the organism in Eukaryota, Metazoa, Chordata, Actinopteri, Pleuronectiformes, Pleuronectidae. Bases 560 to 1519 code for a protein of 319 amino acids.